GCGAGUCAGAAUGUGAACUACAUAGGGGGCCUGUCAUUCGACUAAGUACGAUGAAUACGAUAAAACCGGCGACCGGACUCUACGUGAAUCGCAUCGAAACCACCGCACCUCAAGCUCAAGCUCGACUCAUCCUCCCUCGAGUUUCCUUCAGCCAACUGGACGCACGCGGUUUGACGGACUCGGACAAUGGCAACAGAUACUCGGCCAGAAAAGAAACAAGAUACAUGGUCUGCUUCUAACUAUCAAACGACCGCCUCAUUCGUGUAUUCCAAUAAGUUCACUGCCCCCGUCCUCACGCUGUUGGAUGCCAAACCGGGAGAAAAGAUCAUAGACGUCGGCUGCGGGAGCGGCGAAGUGACAGUGCAGAUCAAACAGCUGGUAGGAGAAUCGGGGUUGGUAGUGGGACUGGAUAGUAGCGAGAGCAUGAUCGUUCAAUGCAACGAAGUCGGGCUCGAGCACGCGUUCGUAGGCGAUGCGCAGGCCAUAGAGAUCCCGUCUUCAUGGGAUGCCUCUCUGCAAGGCGGAUAUGACGCGGUAUUCUCCAAUGCGGCCCUGCACUGGUGCAAGCAGAACCCGAAGGGCGUGGUCGAGAGCGCGAAGCGCCUGCUGAAGCCUGGGGGCCGUUUCGUCGUCGAGAUGGGAGGACAAAUGAACUGCAUCGGGGUGAGGGCGGCCCUGCACCACGUCCUCCGGAGCCGGGGCUAUGACCCCGAACUGCUUGACCCGUGGUACUUCCCAUCCGUCGCGGACUAUAGUGCACUGCUCGAAUCUGCUGGCUUCGACGUGCAAACCAUCUCCCUCCAUCCCCGCAUCACCCCACUCAAUGGCGCUGUGAUUGACUGGCUACGCCUCUUUGCGAGGCCGCAUUUCCUGGGAACGAUGGAUGACAAGGCGGCGGAGGAGAUCAUGGAGGCCGUGCAGGAGAUGUGCGCGGUCGACUGCCGGGACUCGGAGGGGAGAUGGAGCAUGGUGUAUAUCCGCCUGAGAUUCGUUGCCAUUUCGCGGGCGUAGAUAUGCAGCUGCGCUUGCAGAGAACUGCUCAAUGAUACGACAAGGAAUAGGAGGGCUUUGCGCAACAGUCCUUGCCAGUAAUGAGCAAGAGA
Messenger RNA from Rhodofomes roseus, 1103 nucleotides. Its product is annotated as S-adenosyl-L-methionine-dependent methyltransferase. The record is from RefSeq and is a predicted model, not a curated record. The coding region runs from base 187 to 1011 and encodes 274 amino acids. The transcript is spliced from 4 exons. NCBI's taxonomy places the organism in Eukaryota, Fungi, Basidiomycota, Agaricomycetes, Polyporales, Fomitopsidaceae.